AUGGACCAGAGAGAGCACUGUCCUCCCACCACCAGAAGGGCGGCGUCACUGAGCUCCAUUGAUCGAUUCAUUAACUUUAAAAAGGAGGAAGAUCAUGGGAUCCUCCACAAACUUCAGUCUGGACCUGGUCCCAGAUGUGAGUCCCUCAGGAGUGACCAGUCUAUGGGAGAACCACUGAAGUUCAGGAGUGACCAGUCUAUGGGAGAACCACUGAAGUUCAGGAGUGACCAGUCUAUGGGAGAACCACUGAAGUUCAGGAGUGACCAGUCUAAGGCAUUAUCAUGGAACUUCAGGAGUGACCAUUCUAUGGGAGAACCAGAGAACUUCAGGACAGAAGCGGCUGCAGAUGUCUCCACUGGUCCGCACCAUGGCUCUCACCUGGUCUCCAUAUUUAAGUUCGGUUCCCCAGACCCAGAACUGGUCCCCUUUAAUCCGGGUGGUGAUGUCACGUCUUUGGCCGUGAGCCCUGGAGAUCUGGACCAGCUGGUGUCUCCGUGGGGGACUGUGGACCGCCUCAGUCCCACCGGGUGA
Molecule: messenger RNA, 531 nt
Organism: Knipowitschia caucasica
Lineage: Eukaryota; Metazoa; Chordata; Actinopteri; Gobiiformes; Gobiidae
Source: the annotation of a GenBank genome assembly